Molecule: messenger RNA, 1459 nt
Organism: Pieris rapae (cabbage white)
Lineage: Eukaryota; Metazoa; Arthropoda; Insecta; Lepidoptera; Pieridae
Exons: 1
Coding region: 80-973 (297 amino acids)
Source: RefSeq, a predicted model, not a curated record
AAUUUUCCUUAAACAAGUCAUAUCUAUAUAAACUCGCGAGCUUUAGUCUGAACACGCAGUAACAGAUUGAACUUAGAACAUGUUCACUAAAUGUAUAUUUCUUGCCUUAGUGGCAGUGGCUUCAUGCCAUGAUUUAGCUAUAGGAUUCAAUACAAAUGGAAAGAAAAUAUUUGAUGAAACGAAACAAGCCAACCCUGCGAUUUGGAGACAGGUGAAUAACGUAACUGUAACAGCCGGCGACAAUGAAGUGAUAAGUCGUGUAGUUAUAAAAGAUCUGAGGCCAGAAAAGGAUGGAGAUGUGAAAAUAGUUGAAGGAGGAGCAGGACAAAAGAAUGUUACCAUUGAACUCAAAAGUCCAACUGCUUUACGAGGAUAUGAUUUCCAGAUUGAAGUAUAUUCCGUUCCAGAUACCACAGCCCAAAAGGAUAUGAAUUUAGAAGAUGAAGCCCCGAAUACAAAUCAUCAAAAAUCAAUGCCUACGGAAAACACUGAAUCUAAAGACACCCCUAGAACUGUCUCAAAAGAUGAAACUGCGAGGUCAACGCGAAACUCAAUGAAAGACAGUGAAGUGAGUUCAACGGUGGUACCAGAAGAUUGUGUAACAGAUGUGCCCGUCGAAGAUUUUAAUAAAGAAAACAUGAAAAUAUCAAAAGACGCCCAGGAUCAUGAAACAGUAGAAUUUGUUUUAGACACGAAUGAUUCCGCUAAAGAAGCCUUAAAAGCUGAAAGUAUGACUGUAGACCUGCCGAUUGAAGUAAACGAGAAUGAAAGGGAUAUUUUUACAACCACAACAGAAACCGAUGAAAGUACUACUACUUUUGAAACAACCACAUUACCAGACAAUAAUAAAUAUGAUAACGAGCCAAUGAGUGAUGACGGUCUGAGAUGGAAUUGGCAAAGUGUUAAAGAUUUCAAGCCCAUAGUUGAAAUGAAAGAAAACACUACACAAAAAACAUAUAACAAUAAGUUUUAGUACUUUAAUGUUUGCUGUGAUAAUUUUAUUUGAUUUAACAGUACCUAUAUUGAAUUAUGCAAAUUAGCGUCCCUAUACAAUAUUAUAGAGGACAUUUUAACCCUUGUUAACAUAAAUUUGCUAUAAUAAACGCGUAAUUUUGUACGAUCAUUUAAGAACUUUGUGAAUUGUAUUAUAAAACUACGUAAUAGUACCAGUAUUCUAAUAGAAAUAAAUUUUAAUUAUGUUUUUAUACUUUUAAAGUGCCUAUUAAAGUGUGAAAUAAUACAAGUUGUUUUUUUGUUUAUUAUUUAUUAAACUAAUUACAAAUGCUUUAUCAUGGAAUAAUUCAUAACAAUGAAUCAAAUAUAUGACACAAUUUAAGUCAAAAUAUUUUCAAGUUAUACUUCUUUUGGCGCGAUGAGAAAAAUGAUGAGUGAAUUUUUACGACCCGCACACCAACACCUAAAUUCGACAUAGUAAAGUUAGGUCUAGGUGGCAUGAAAA